UGCUGGUCUCUGUAGACACACCUGACUCCUCGUAGAAGGUCAAUGCUGCAGUGUCUCUUGUGGUCUGUAACAUUUGGCCAGGAUGCUUCCCCAGGGAAGAUUGCUGCUGGCUCGAGUGUCUGGCUAUUGGAAGCCUCUCUUUACGGGUCGAUUUUUGUUGGUCACCAACACGGUUAGCUGUGGAGCCCUGCUGGGCAUUGGUGACAUCAUCCAGCAGACAAGAGAAAAGCGAAGAAACCCAGAAAAACAAAGAGACUGGUUACGAACAGGUAGUAUGUUUGCCAUAGGCUGCUCAAUGGGUCCAAUGAUGCAUUUCUGGUACUCAUGGCUGGAUAGGACCCUUCCUGGUCGGGGGAUUAAAGUUGUAUUGCAAAAGGUGUUAACUGACCAGCUGGUGGCUUCCCCUUUUCUUGGCUUCUGGUACUUUUUAGGUAUGGGUUCCAUGGAGGGGCAAAGCUUGGAUGACAGUUGGAUAGAAUUUAAAGGCAAAUUUUGGGAGUUCUAUAAAGCGGAUUGGACUGUGUGGCCUGCUGCACAGAUGAUCAAUUUCUACUUCUUGCCUCCAAAGUUUCGGGUCAUUUAUAUCAAUGUGAUCACAGUAGGAUGGGACACAUACCUUUCUUACCUUAAACACAGGCCUGAAGAAUCUGCUAAAGAACCAAAUAGACACGUUCCAGAUGAAAGUGUGCCUCUCACCACGAUGUCCACUCACUUGCCAAAAGCAUUAGAUAAAAAUGUCUAAGUGAAAGCUGCUAGCUGUCUAUAAAAUGUGCCUU
Nanorana parkeri is the source of this 776-nucleotide messenger RNA. Its product is annotated as mpv17-like protein 2. Lineage: Eukaryota; Metazoa; Chordata; Amphibia; Anura; Dicroglossidae. Gene Ontology annotation, cellular component: cytoplasm; membrane. The record is from RefSeq and is a predicted model, not a curated record. Gene Ontology annotation, biological process: mitochondrial ribosome assembly. Bases 83 to 742 code for a protein of 219 amino acids. The transcript has 6 exons.